Molecule: messenger RNA, 1301 nt
Organism: Carassius gibelio (silver crucian carp)
Lineage: Eukaryota; Metazoa; Chordata; Actinopteri; Cypriniformes; Cyprinidae
Product: ran-specific GTPase-activating protein
Exons: 6
Coding region: 128-844 (238 amino acids)
Biological process (GO): positive regulation of mitotic centrosome separation; nucleocytoplasmic transport
Cellular component (GO): cytoplasm; nuclear pore; centrosome
Molecular function (GO): GTPase activator activity
Source: RefSeq, a predicted model, not a curated record
UGUGCUGACGUCACCGUCUCUCUCCUCCGGUUAGGCGCGCGCGAAAAUAGCGGAGUGAAAUCUCACGAGCUAGCGCUGAUCAAACCGAACAGAAACUCUCCGUAAUCUUCAAACAUCUGCAAGAGCCAUGGCGGACCCAAAGGUAAGGAGACCGCGGGCUUCAUCUCCUGUCCCUUUCGCAGCGCGAGAGACGGAGGCACAAGAGGAUCAUGAUGCAUCCACAGAAAAUGUAGAAGACUCCAACCAUGACCCUCAUUUCGAACCCAUCGUCUCGCUACCUGAGCAGGAUGUCAAGACCCUAGAGGAGGAUGAGGAAGAACUAUUCAAGAUGAGGGCAAAGUUGUAUCGUUUUGCCAGUGAGAAUGAUCCCCCUGAGUGGAAGGAACGUGGGACUGGUGAUGUCAAACUCCUGCGACACAGAGAGAAGGGUUCCAUCCGCCUUCUCAUGAGAAGAGACCGCACCCUCAAAAUCUGUGCCAACCAUCACAUUAUGCCGUUGAUGGAGCUGAAGCCCAAUGCAGGCAGUGACAGGGCCUGGGUGUGGAAUACACAUGCUGACUUUGCAGAUGAACAACCCAAACCAGAGCUGCUGGCUAUUCGAUUCCUCAAUGCAGAGAAUGCACAGAAGUUUAAGAUGAAGUUUGAUGAAUGCAAAGAAGAGGUCAGAAAAUCUCUAGAAGGUAGCAUGAACAGCCCUAAUAAAGUGGCAGAGAAGCUGGAGGAGCUGUCUGUGCAUGAUGACAAGACAAAGAGUUCAGAGGAGAAGAAAGAAGAGGUGAAGAAAGAGAAGACUGGUGAGGAGGUGAAGAAAGAGGAGAAGGCUGGUGAGGAAGAGAAGAAAUGAGCCCAGGAACGUCGCUUCAUACGGAUCCUCCACUUGCCAUUUUCCCCUUUUCUACAACAGACUCUGAAAAUGAAAAAUUGGACAGUUUUGUUUUCUUUUUGGCCUCGACUUCACAAGACCUUGGUGCCACUCUUAAUGCGUCCAUUUCUCAGUCAUUAAGAUGUUGUGAGCUUUUGUCCCAUUCACAAACUGUCAUAUCGCCCUUCAUUUUCUCAUACAUUGUGGACCAGUCGUCAGUCAUCAUGUAUUUGUGUAUUUACACGACAUGCUAUGAUACAAGGCUUGUGCUAUUGAUUGAUUCCCACAUUGGGUAACCUCUUUUGUUGUUUUUCUUUUGUACUUUAAAGAGUAAUGUUGCGAGUGUCUAGAUAAGAGAGUGGGCUGUGUGAGUUGAUUGGGAGAAUGAGCAUCUGAGACAACUUUUUCCUUAAAAUAAAGUCACACGAGGAACAUUUGA